Sorghum bicolor (sorghum) is the source of this 1946-nucleotide messenger RNA. RefSeq lists its product as uncharacterized. The transcript has 8 exons. The record is from RefSeq and is a predicted model, not a curated record. NCBI's taxonomy places the organism in Eukaryota, Viridiplantae, Streptophyta, Magnoliopsida, Poales, Poaceae. Bases 1 to 1047 code for a protein of 348 amino acids.
AUGGGCUGGCCCGGCCCUCUAUUUUUACCGUGCCUGUCGGGCCAGCCCGGUACGCAAAACGGCCCGCCGUGCCGUGCCUGGGCCGAAGGUCAGGCACGCAGGCCGCUACAGACUAAAAAGACGACUUUUCCUUGCUGCGACAAUGUUUUGGUUCCGUGGUCCGCUUGCGCAUGCGAUCCCGACCCGCACUCCGCGACUCCCGGCUUCCCUCAAAAUGCCACCCGCAGAAAAAAAAAGACAACACGAAAAAAAACCAAUGAAGACAGGACCCGACCGCCUCCGUCGCCACCGCAGUGCCUCCCCUUCCCUCUCGAGACGCCGCCAACGACGGCGGCGACGAUCCCCGCCGUCAUAUCGAUCCCCGCCGCCCCUGCACCAACGCCGAGUCACGCGGAGAGGAUCCAGCAGGCCAGGCAGCAGCGGGAUCCAGCAGGGCGCGCGGCCCUCCCCGAUCCGAGCGACCGCCGGCAAACCCAGCCCGCCGCCAUCCUGGUCUUCGAGGCCGUGCUCUCCCUCGCCAGGCCAGGACGCCAUGAUGGAUCAAGCCUCGAGGCAGGCGGUGUGAGGCCAAGGGCGGUGGCACCUCACCAGCAAGCGUCACCUCCUCCCACAGAUCCGUCGACACCUUCAACUUCUACGCCCGUUAACAUAUGUGGUUGUGGUACAUGCAAUCGUUGUUCUUUCCCUUGCAAGCACAUUUGGGUGAUUCCUAACGGCUGGUGGAGAGCUGAAGCACUGUGGAGACCGAAUAAGACCGGCAAGCGACAAGAGAAACAAGUCGUAUAUUACUCUUUUAUGAAUUCCAACCUCGCGCCACUCGACCCCACCGUAGUCCACAGCCACGUCUGUCUCCGCGGCCUGCGCCGGCCACAUGCUACUACGUCACGUCUUCGUUGGCCACCUCUUCUCCCUUCAUGUUGUGUAAGGAUUUUUUUAUUUCCAAGCAGGUAUACCAACUCUUCUCCUUUCCUGCUAUAUAUGGAUUUUGAUUGGUUGUCCAAUUUCAAUCUGCUCCCCGUCAUCAGUCCACUAAUGUCGAACUCUUAAGUAGACCAUUUGUGGUUAUAUGAAUAUCUUAAGCAAGAACUUAAAAAAAGCCAUGGAAAAGUAGAAAACAGUAAGGUAUGGUUGUCACUUAGGAUGGAAAAGAGGCUUUCACACUUGCAUUCCUUUGGCUCUCUCUCCUGGCUGGCUCUGCUCAUCUUGCAUUCUUGUGGUUGACAUGGUCAAACCUGAGUUUUCUAUUCCAUAGAGACUAAAGAAGAAAGCCACUGGGUCACUGUGUUUUGAUCCUUGAUGUUCUGUGAAGGAAGAGCGACCAAUUUCUUUUUUCAGGUGAAUAUCAAAGCAUCAGAGAGCUGAGUCAGGACCUCAGUUCAGGCAAGCACGUCGGCACCAGUAUUGCAUCAGGUGAACAUGGGGCAAGCGGAUGGCUUUAGGAGUUAUUUGGUUGAAGGUGCUAAAAUUUAACAGUGGAUGGCCCUCGCAUGUGCAUUGAUGAUGGCUGUGUUGUCAGUAACUUUAAUUGUUGCUCAGGAAUUGAGGAAGGAGCCGUUGACGGUUUAUGAUGGCCAAGGCACCGCGACCACCACCGGAAACCAGCAAGGUUAUGAUGAAGGCGCAUGAGACUUAGGAAAUUUUUGGUGGCCUACUUCUAGCUGCUUGGUUGCUCCCCUUACAGACAAAAAAGCUAUGCGGCCUUGUAGUUCUUUGGAAAUGUGUCACUGAAAUACCUGUUGGUGCUGUAAUGCUAUUCUUUUUCCUGUAUUUUUUUUCCCAGUUCAGUCCUUACCCACUUUAUUUGGGGUCUGUUUCUUUGUUUAGACGCAGAGGAAUGACUAUCCUGCUCUCACAAACUACUAGAAUAGAACAAAGAAACAUUUCUGAAGAUGGAACAAUAUGGCAUGUUUUUAUAUCAUUCGCCGUCAGGCUUGUUUCUUAUAUCA